This is a messenger RNA of Diachasma alloeum, 3645 nucleotides long. RefSeq lists its product as uncharacterized. The record is from RefSeq and is a predicted model, not a curated record. Gene Ontology annotation, biological process: imaginal disc-derived wing hair organization. The transcript is spliced from 6 exons. Gene Ontology annotation, cellular component: cell cortex. The coding region runs from base 1 to 3645 and encodes 1214 amino acids. Lineage: Eukaryota; Metazoa; Arthropoda; Insecta; Hymenoptera; Braconidae.
AUGCUUUCCCUGAUUGAGUUCAUACCGAGAAAGUUCGGAAAAAUUCCAGAGUUAGCGUCUGUAAUCGAUGAAUCUUUUGAGAACGUACGAAAACAUUCUCUAACUUUGAUUAUCUCUUCAGGCUCCUGUGAAAACGCCUGCGUUCAACUCAGCGGGGGGACAGCCUCACCCUAUACACGUCAAUUAUCCGUGGGAUUGAGCAGUAUCAACACCACGUGCAUUUGUCAAUGCAAAUCGAAUACCCCAAUUUUUCGGGAAGACCUCAACAUUUGCGUGAGCGAUAUUCAUGAGUGCAGUGUCGCUGGGUUUCUCGGUAGUUCUGGAGCCAUUGAGAAAGUGCCGUACGUUUUUCUACCGCAAUGUGGGCAGAUUGUUUACCCCCAAGCGGAGAUACUGUUUGAAGGCGUGAAGACACCAGUCUGCGGAAUUGUGGGAGCUCAGCAGCUGGGGAAGCCGGGCUGGUCGGAAUUGAGGAAUCUCUCGAGUCCGGAGCCACCUUUUAGACUAUUUCGCGAUGAGGGGAGAGCAUUUCUCAGGUGGACCGGUGAGGCUGGACUCAGGGAGGCUGCUGAGGGGAAAGUUGUGGUUACCAGACUCACUUGCCGCGAUGCAGAUCCAAAUGCUAGUUAUCCGGGAGUUUUUACGCCGUGUGUGGCAUUUAGAAUUGCUGGCUCACCGUCAAAGAGUGUUAUCAGAGAGGUAUCGUUCGCCUCAUCGACUCAAGGUCCCGGAGGUCUCUCCAGCUUCGAGUACACGGCAAUUGGAAUAUCCUCGGUCCUCCUGGCGUUGAUCUACGUCGUCAGCGUUUCUUUGUAUCUGCACAGUCAGAAAUCUCGUCGAAAGAAACUCCAGGAUCCGGAGAUUGCCAUCACAGCUGGUCGCGAGGGCACGGUAUUAGUGAAGAGCAACCCCUUGUUGGCGUCCAGACACUUUGAGAGCGACUCAAAUAGUGUGAGAAGUGAGAGCGACCAUGGGGAGGACUUGAGUCCCAGUGACACCGACCCGGGUUUUGAGAAAGUCACUUCCGCUGUCAUCCACCCGCAGACGUUCGUGGAGCAGACAGACGGUCCCUUUGGGUCUCCAAUCAUUGGUGAGAGGAUUCCCGAUGAGGAUGUCAGGAUUGUGGAGACUUUCGAGGGCACGCAUGCGGUGGAUAGUUCGAUGCUGCCAGGGGUGCAGAGGCGAAAACUGUAUUUCAAUCCUGCGUACUUUGAGAGACAAUUUCUCCUGGCUCCGCCACCAGCAGCCAUAGAAUUCCUCCUGAAAAUCCGCGAGGUGAUUUCCAUCGCAAAACACAAAAUGGCAGCCAAGCGCUUCGUCCCGUCCCUCUCGGGGAUCCCCGAGGAGGAAUCAACUUCCGGACGUUGCAGUUCUUCCGAGAACAAGCGUGCAGGUUCGGUCCAGGAGUCUGUGGCACGUUCCAGAAAGUCCCAAAGAUGCACCGGUUGCCCCGGCUGCACAGACUCCCGUCCCAAUCCCCCUAUUCUCCCCGACAACUCGCGACCAAUUCCCGGUGAGAGUAGAGUCAGAGCCUGGUUGGCGGACGUCAAACCCCCAGAGCGUCGUUGGAGGGACCUGGAAGACCACCGAAAGAACUUCCAGGAGAAUGUGCGAACCUUUGCGAGAAGUCUUGAACACCUGCGCGAUCCCAAAAACGAUUUCUUCAAAGCCGAGUCUAGAAACGGUACUACUACGUCACUCGCUACCUGGAAGGACAAUCCACCGAUGCUGAGGACCUUCCAGCACAUAGCGAGGAGCGAGAUCAUGGGCGAUGAUGACCAGCACAGCAUUUCCAGACGAUCCACCAAGUCAAUGUUCGAGGACACCAACUACGAUCGCUUCUGUCGAACAAGAAGACGUCAGCUCGAGCUGUCAAACGGGCCGGAAGACUUCCUCAACGCCAAAGUCCGGAAAGCCAUCGAGAACUCCUUCAUAAAGCAAAUGGAGGAAAACGCGGCUCUUGAGAACGCGAUGCAGGAGAACGAGAGACGCCAGAAUGAGCAACGUUUCUCCCCCGACGGAAGCUCAGAAAAGACGAACAAAGAAUCUCUUAAAUCUUCUAAGACCGUCAAGAAAUCCCCCGAGAAUACAAUCAGACGAAAGAAAUCACAGGCCCCUCCGGUUCCCACGAAAGACCUCCCAGACAUGAUCCCAGAGCUCCCAACUUCGAAAUUCCCAGUCAAAACAAUCAUGGAUGCGGUGAUAAAGGAAAUGGUAGUCGUGAAAGCCCUGGAACAUCACCACAGAUUAACCGACUACGAGGUGGACAGCUUGGAGAGGACGAAUCGUCGUAAACGGGAGAAGAAACCAGUAGCCAAAGAGAAAGAAUCACCAUCGUCCACACUCACCCCCCAGACAAGUAACGAAAUAAAAGAAUCAGAAGUAGCGGAGAAUGAGCCGAAGAAAAUUGAAACAAAUGACGAAGUGCUGAGACGAAAUUAUUACAAUACUCUACCGGAAUUGAUUUCCCAACGGCCCGAAGGUUAUUCAUUGGUCAGUGAAGUUUAUGUUAAUGACGGGUAUGCGAGUCCAGCGAACAGUGAUGAUUCAAGUCCGGAAAUUAGUUAUGAGCCGGAAAAUCCUGGACACUUGACGAUAAAGGUCCAAGACUCGCCGGACAACUAUGUUAAACAGGAUGAGUCCGAGUAUGAACCAGACACGCUCGACAGAAAACCAAUGAAAUUGAAAAUCAAUGGAGAUGUAAUUUAUGAGAAAGGACAGAUGAAUGAGUCUUUUGUGGAUUCUUUGGAGAGGCCUGCGCAGAUUUUGCUGAGGAGUAAGGGGAGUUUUAGGGAUGAUAUACAGCCGAAUAGUCCCGAUGGCUCCUUGUCAAAGGGUUAUGGAAGUCUUCGAGAGAUUUAUGAAGCCAAACUACACGCAAAUGCUGCAGAUUCGAAUUUGAUGAGUAGUUAUGGCUCGCUCAGUGACAAGUUUGAGGAGAAUGGGACCUGGAAAUCCUCGAAGUACUUGACACCUGAUCAGAGACAGGCGAGGAGACAGAGGAAGCAGAACCAACCGGAUGUGGUGCCACUGCCACCUACUGAGGGGAUCUACGAACAUCCGAAACCACCGAGAAGAAAUGACGGGUCAAAAAACGAACGGGACAGGAGCUCAGCUGAAGCAGGCGCCCCUACGGCCGGCGGACGCCCUCCUGUCCGUGUUGAACAUCUCGUAGGGAUGAAGACAUUGGACAGAAAAUUCUUAUCAGAUUACAAGGGAAGCCUUGGAGCCCUUCCAGGGCACUCCAUGAAGAGGUUCAGAAAUGCGCAGCACGGAAAGGUUGAGGACAGCGGAUAUCUUUCCAGCACGGAUAGCAAUGAGUCUCAGAAGCAGGCUAUAAAGUAUGACUUUGGGAGUGUCUCGGAGACUGAUGAGACUGAAUCGAUUUGCGAUGGCGCUAGUGAGAGUGGAGCGGAGAGUGUUGGGACUGAUAGCGUCUUCUUUGGGAAUUUUAGGAGACUUUCUCAUGGGGAGAGUUUCACCAAGAGCAUGGACUCCGGGGUGGACAUUGGGGUCAGGAGCAAUGGGUUCAGGUCUCUUGGGGUCGAGAGACAGGCGAGUUUCAAUACCAGUGAUAGUGAGAAUGAGAGCUUUGUUACGGUUCUGCCGCAUGGGGGCAGCAGAAGGAAUAGCUUAGUUCUUUAA